Molecule: messenger RNA, 427 nt
Organism: Teleopsis dalmanni
Lineage: Eukaryota; Metazoa; Arthropoda; Insecta; Diptera; Diopsidae
Product: general odorant-binding protein 56a-like
Exons: 2
Coding region: 11-427 (138 amino acids)
Biological process (GO): sensory perception of smell
Molecular function (GO): odorant binding
Source: RefSeq, a predicted model, not a curated record
ACUGUGGAACAUGGAACGAUUUUCGGUUAUAUUUUUAUUAACUUUUUGGCUAUUUGCAGCAGAACAAGUCAAGGCAUGUGAUACAAAUGAAAAAGAUCAGGGACGCAUUUAUGUUGGCUGUGCAAUAGUUGCGAAUCUGCCAAAAGAGGGAUGGGAGACACACAAAGCCCGUAACUUUACGAAUCCUACUAAGGAAUUCAAAUGCUUCUUACAUUGUACAUUUGAGAGUUUGAGUUUUUCCAAAAAUAGUGUCAUACAAACUGACGAUACAAUGCUGGAAAUAAUAAAUAAAGAUAAAACCCUUUGGCCCGAAAUGCGAGAAGUUCUAAAAAGUUGUGGAGACAAAAAUAAAUUGGAUAAUCGUUGUGAAAAUACUUAUAAUCUAUUUAUGUGCUUGAAACAGCAUCCAAAAUUAUUUCCAUGGUAA